AUGUGUGCUGCUGUCUUAAAGAAAUCCGGAGUUAUCUACGGUGACGACGUCCGUCAAUUGUUCUUGUACGCCCAAGAAAAGGGCUUCGCUAUCCCUGCCAUCAACGUCACUUCCUCCUCCACCGUCGUUGCUGCCUUGGAAGCCGCCAGAGACAACAAGAGUCCUAUCAUCUUGCAAACCUCCCAAGGUGGUGCCGCCUACUUCGCCGGUAAGGGUGUCGACAACAAGAACCAAGAAGCUUCCAUUGCUGGUUCCAUCGCUGCCGCCCACUACAUCAGAGCCGUUGCCCCAGCUUACGGUAUCCCAGUUAUCUUGCACACCGACCACUGUGCCAAGAAGUUGUUGCCAUGGUUCGAUGGUAUGUUGAAGGCCGACAAGGAAUUCUUCGAAAAGACCGGUGAACCUUUGUUCUCCUCCCACAUGUUGGACUUGUCGGAAGAAUCCGACGAAGAAAACAUCGCCACCUGUGUCAAGUACUUCAAGGAAAUGCACGCCAUUGGCCAAUUCUUGGAAAUGGAAAUCGGUAUCACCGGUGGUGAAGAAGACGGUGUCAACAACGAACACGUCCAAAAGGAAUCCUUAUACACCUUGCCAGAAACCGUCUACAAGGUCUACGAAGCUUUGUCCCCAAUUGGCCCAGGCUUCUCUAUCGCCGCUGCUUUCGGUAACGUCCACGGUGUCUACAAGCCAGGUAACGUGCAAUUGAAGCCAGAAAUCUUGGGUGACCACCAAAAGUACGCCAAGGAACAAUCCGGUUCCUCCUCUGACCACCCAUUGUUCUUGGUCUUCCACGGUGGUUCCGGUUCUUCCCAAGAAGAAUUCGACAUCGCCAUCAAGAACGGUGUUGUCAAGGUCAACUUGGACACUGACUGUCAAUACGCCUACUUGAAGGGUAUCAGAGACUACGUCUUGAACAAGAAGGACUACUUGCUCUCCCAAGUCGGUAACCCAGAAGGUGAAGACAAGCCAAACAAGAAGUACUUUGACCCAAGAGUCUGGGUUAGAGAAGGUGAAAAGACCAUGUCUGCCAGAAUCUCCGAAGCCUUGGAAAUUUUCCACACCAAGGGUCAAUUGUAA
Suhomyces tanzawaensis NRRL Y-17324 is the source of this 1077-nucleotide messenger RNA. RefSeq names its product fructose-bisphosphate aldolase (gene FBA1). Bases 1 to 1077 code for a protein of 358 amino acids. Lineage: Eukaryota; Fungi; Ascomycota; Pichiomycetes; Serinales; Debaryomycetaceae. The transcript has a single exon. The record is from RefSeq and is a predicted model, not a curated record. Gene Ontology annotation, cellular component: cytosol. Gene Ontology annotation, biological process: glycolytic process; gluconeogenesis. Gene Ontology annotation, molecular function: zinc ion binding; fructose-bisphosphate aldolase activity.